Messenger RNA from Lactuca saligna, 444 nucleotides. The record is from the annotation of a GenBank genome assembly. NCBI's taxonomy places the organism in Eukaryota, Viridiplantae, Streptophyta, Magnoliopsida, Asterales, Asteraceae.
AUGCAGACUUCCCUACAAGCCAUUGCAAGCGUUUCCUCAAAUACCCAAGGAUCACGUACCCUAGGAUCUGUAGAUGAUUUUUCAAAUGAUGACUACUCUAAAGUUAAAGGUCCUGAAAAAAGAGGGUAUAUCAGAUGUGUUGGAAGGAUGCCUACCGUAAAAGAGAAGGUUGUUUCUUGUUCUAAUGAUCCGAGUGUCGAACAACUAAAAACUAUGCUGAACAUUAUGGCGAAUAUCAUCCAAGAACAUAUCCCAAAUGCAAAAUUGUCUGGAAUUCUUAGCAAUAUGAACAUACAGAUGCCAGGAAACACUUCUACAGUUCCACACAACUCUAAUUCAGUUAACCAGAGAGCAUCUUCUGAAAAUCAUCAUAACGAUGAUUACCAUUGUUUGUUUUUGAAUAGGGAAUUGCUAGCAUUGAUUCUAAAGUAUGAGAAAACAUAA